This is a messenger RNA of Ascochyta rabiei, 672 nucleotides long. RefSeq lists its product as uncharacterized. Bases 1 to 672 code for a protein of 223 amino acids. The transcript has a single exon. Lineage: Eukaryota; Fungi; Ascomycota; Dothideomycetes; Pleosporales; Didymellaceae. The record is from RefSeq and is a predicted model, not a curated record.
AUGACCCCCGACAGCACCCCCCAUAAUACCCGUACAGCACUCCCACCACCCACCAAGCAACCCCACACUCCCACGACAGACCACACGCCCACGAAGCUCCGGCGCCUCCUGUCCCUCGCCGCACGCGGACGCAGGCAGGCGAGCCCGCUGAAGAAGCAGAGGAAGAAGCAACAGCCGCCGAAGAAGCCGAAGAAGCCGGUGAGCCCAACAACAGCCGUGCCCGCCGACACGCCCAUGGCGGAGACGACGCUCUCGAGUGCUCGCACGCACGGGGACGCUCCUGCUUGGCCUCUUGAGCGCGAGGUUCGAGAGAGUGGUUGUCUGGAAUACGCACACGCACACGCACACGCACACGGACAGGGACAGGGACAGGGACAGGAACAGAGACACGUGCUCGUUACUGAGGACUCGGGUGUGUUUCGUUUCCCUCUCCCGCCGUCUGCUGCGCGGGAGGAGACCGUGGAGUGCGGUUGCGAACUGCUGUCUGUUCCUGAUGAGGCUGGCCAGGCGGGGCAAGGGCAAGGGCAAGGGCAGCUCAGGAAGGACUCGGUCGUGAGGUCGUCUCAUCAGGUUUUUGUUUCGCAGUGUCGAAAUGCGGCGCUCACGAGCCAUCCGGUGGGGGGCAGCGAAGAGGGGUUUCUGACGCCAGGGGAGGUCGUGGGAGAGAGGUGA